CUGGUUAGUAUAUUUUAUAAAACAAUAAUAGAAUAAACAUAUACUGGAGAGGGAGUAACAAAUGUUUAUAUACUAAUAACGUUUAUUUGUUUGUUUCAGGGCACUUCGGUUGUGUAUUUGAAGCAGUUUACGAAGACAGCGAACAUUACAACCCUUCAAAAGUAGCCGUGAAAACGUUUCAAGGAAAGGGCGCAGAUAUUCAGCACCUAGAUGAAUUCCUCAGAGAAGGAGCUCUGAUGACGUCAUUCCGCCAUGAUCACGUGUUGACAAUACUCGGGAUAUGCUUCGAAGUUGACGGCAACCCCAUGAUUAUAUUACCGUACAUGGCCAAUGGAGAUCUCAAAAAUUACAUCGAGAAUCCCAAGAAUGCACCUACAGGAAUACAGCUGCUGCAGUUUGGUUUGGACGUAGCCCGGGGGAUGGAAUACCUUGCUGAGAACAAAUUUGUCCAUCGGGAUUUAGCUGCUAGAAACUGCAUGCUAGAUGACCAGCUGCUCGCCAAAGUGGCCGAUUUUGGACUGACUCGCGACGUGUACACUACGGAAUAUUACAGCUCCAGAGACAAGCAGGCCAAGUUGCCGGUGAAAUGGAUGGCGCCAGAGUCCAUGGAAAGGAACGUUUACACUUUUAGAUCCGAUGUGUGGUCUUACGGCGUACUACUUUGGGAACUGUUCACUCGCGGUAAGGUACCGUAUCCUGGUGUGGAUGGAUGGGAUGUUCUACAGUUCCUUAAACUUGAAAGAAGAUUGGACCAACCCGACUACUGUCCUCAGCAAGUGUACCAGCUAAUGCUGAAGUGCUGGUCAUGGGAGCCAGAGGAGCGACCAGACUUCACCUCUAUUGUAACACAAAUAGAGGAGACAGUGAGAGUCAACACGGAAGUUGGUGGAGAACCUGAUCACAAUGAACGUGGGGAAGGGGAUGGUGAUUAUCAUGUGUACCUUGAAGUGUUCUAGGUACAAUGUAACAUAUGUAAAUAAUUUAGUCCAGUCGGUUUUUGGACAGUGCUUUUUAUUUGAUCUUUGCUAUGAGGAUGACGACAUAUGGAUUUGGUACAUUUUUGUACCUGCAUAUUUUCUCUCAGCUGUACGUUUAUUAAUGAUCUAUAGAAAUCAAUUGCGUGACCACAUUAUAUUGUAUUGGGCAAUUAAGAAAUAAUUGGGACGGCUGUUUCCACGCUUGCUGAAUUUUGGUGUUCUUUGGGCUCUGGAUUAUCACCAGGUGCAUGGAAAGUAAGAGUGCAUUCAGAAAAGAUGAUCCGCGGACUAACUGAGGCAGUUGAAAAAGGAAACAGGCUAAGCUUGGCAUAUCAAGCCUUGUUUUGGGGCAGGGGCUUUGUUGGAUUUUAAAGAUGCAUAUGGACUCAAUUUUGGGUACUUCGUGGUUUAUAUAUGUCACCACACGGUUUCAAAUAAUAUGGUAACUUAGAGGAAUACCAAAAUAAUUCCUUUCAUAUUACCCGAAAGAUGAUAUUUGAACUGGUUUUUGCUGCUUGCUUCCUAUGUUAUAUAUGAACGUGACAUAUAAGUUGGUCAGCUGAGUAGGUUUUACAACCAAAAAAUUAAGGAAGGUGUAGUUUAAAGUUAUUCAUGGCUGAACGAGUGUUUAAUUCAGUUCAUGCCUUGGUAUGAUUGUCAACUUCAUUUGAUUCGUACAAGAAUCUUAAAGGAGUUGUUCAUAUAUGUUACUGGGAAUCCAUGUCCCAGUUCAAAUGUACCUUUAACGCACUUCACUUUUCAUACAUUAUGGUGUACAUGUACUUAACGUUGGGUGACGAAUAA
This is a messenger RNA of Lingula anatina, 1781 nucleotides long. RefSeq names its product hepatocyte growth factor receptor-like. Gene Ontology annotation, biological process: cell migration; nervous system development; protein phosphorylation. NCBI's taxonomy places the organism in Eukaryota, Metazoa, Brachiopoda, Lingulata, Lingulida, Lingulidae. Gene Ontology annotation, molecular function: ATP binding; transmembrane receptor protein tyrosine kinase activity. Gene Ontology annotation, cellular component: signaling receptor complex; plasma membrane. The record is from RefSeq and is a predicted model, not a curated record.